AUGACGGCUGAAGAAACAGUGAAUGUAAAAGAAGCUGAAAUAAUUAAACUAAUACUAGAUUUUCUGAACUCAAGGAAACUUCAUAUCAGUAUGCUGGCACUUGAGAAAGAAAGCGGGGUCAUUAAUGGCCUGUUUUCAGAUGACAUGCUUUUUCUAAGGCAAUUGAUUCUUGAUGGUCAGUGGGAUGAGGUUCUUCAAUUUAUUCAGCCUCUUGAAUGUAUGGAAAAAUUCGACAAGAAAAGAUUUCGUUACAUUAUAAUGAAGCAGAAGUUCUUGGAAGCCUUAUGUGUAAACAAUGCAAUGUCAGCAGAAGAUGAGCCUCAGCAUGUAAGAAUUGCCUCUCUAAAACUGGAAUUUACAAUGCGAGAGGCUGUGCAAUGCCUACAUGCACUGGAAGAAUAUUGUCCCUCUAAGGAAGACUAUAGUAAACUUUGCUUGCUACUGACGCUGCCUCGCUUGACCAACCACGCAGAAUUCAAGGACUGGAAUCCCAGCACUGCACGGGUUCACUGCUUUGAAGAAGCCUGUGUCAUGGUGGCAGAGUUUAUUCCUGCUGGCUUCAAAGCAAGUAACAAUCGUUUAUUUCAGCUUGUAAUGAAGGGCUUGCUUUAUGAAUGUUGUGUGGAAUUCUGUCAGAGUAAAGCAACAGGAGAAGAAAUCACAGAAAGUGAAGUAUUGCUGGGCAUUGAUCUCUUGUGCGGUAAUGGGUGUGAUGACUUGGACCUUAGCUUAUUAUCCUGGCUGCAGAAUCUGCCAGCUACUGUUUUUUCUUGUGCUUUUGAACAAAAGAUGCUUAAUAUUCAUGUUGAUAAACUCCUCAAGCCUACAAAAGCUGCGUAUGCUGAUCUUUUGACACCUCUUAUCAGCAAACUUUCUCCUUAUCCAUCAUCCCCAAUGAGACGGCCUCAGUCAGCAGAUGCUUACAUGACCCGCUCCUUAAACCCUGCCUUAGAUGGGCUGUCAUGUGGAUUAACAAAUCACGAUAAGCGAGUCACAGACCUUGGGACCAAAACUUCUCCAAUGUCACACUCCUUUGCCAAUUUCCAUUACCCAGGAGUACAGAAUCUCAGCCGAAGUCUCAUGCUUGAGAACACUGAGUGUCAUAGCAUUUUUGAAGAGUCACCUGAGCGAAGUGAUACUCCCGUGGAGCCGCAGCAUCCCAUCAGCAGUGAGACUUUGUGCCAGAAUUCAGUUCCAGAAAAUGAACCAGUUAAUGGAGCACAGAGUCAGGGAUCAGCCAAACAAGAGAAAAAUGAGCUUCGUGAUUCAACAGAGCAGUUUCAGGAAUAUUACAGGCAAAGACUACGCUACCAGCAGCACUUAGAACAGAAAGAGCAACAACGACAGUUGUACCAGCAAAUGUUGUUGGAAGGAGGUGUAAAUCAAGAAGAUGGAGCUGACCAGCAACAGAAUCUUACUGAACAGUUUCUUAACAGAUCUAUCCAGAAACUAGGAGAAUUAAAUAUGGGUAUGGACAGUCUUGGAAAUGAUGUACAAACACUUAGCCAGCAAUGUAACGGGAGCAAAGGGAAUGCAUCUACCAAUCCAGCAAGUAACUUUACAUCACCACCUUCAGAUGCUAGUCAGAGGAUAGCAACUGAUAGCCAAAAUGUUAACACAAGCACUCCUCGAAAGCGUGGAUCAGCUAAUCAGAUACCCUUUCCUGAAGAGUCACCUGUACAGGGGAAUCAAACUGUGUCAGAGCAUGCUGUCACUCAGCCACAGUUGGAAGACUCUUCAGGGAAUUUAACUAGGACAAGAGGCGAUGAGGAUGACAAAUCAAAAAAGCAGUUCAUUUGCAUUAAUACUCUAGAAGACACACAAGCUGUCAGAGCUGUAGCCUUUCAUCCCAGUGGGAGUUUGUAUGCUGUUGGCUCCAACUCUAAAACUUUGAGAGUUUGUGCCUAUCCAGAAGUAAUUGACCCAAGUGCUUAUAAUACUCCUAAACAACCUGUAGUUCGCUUCAAAAGGAACAAGCAUCAUAAAGGAUCAAUCUACUGUGUAGCCUGGAGUCCCUGUGGACAGCUGUUAGCUACUGGUUCUAAUGAUAAAUAUGUGAAAGUACUGCCUUUUAAUGCAGAAACUUGUAAUGCAACAGGACCAGAUUUGGAGUUCAGCAUGCAUGAUGGGACAAUCAGAGACCUUGCUUUUAUGGAAGGCCCAGAAAGUGGUGGUGCUAUUUUAAUAAGUGCUGGAGCAGGGGACUGUAAUAUUUACACAACAGAUUGUCAGCGAGGACAAGGCCUGCAUGCUCUAAGUGGUCACACUGGUCAUAUUUUAGCACUUUAUACAUGGAGUGGCUGGAUGAUUGCAUCUGGAUCCCAAGACAAGACUGUAAGAUUCUGGGAUCUGAGAGUGCCAAGCUGUGUUCGUGUUGUGGGAACAACAUUUCAUGGAACAGGAAGUGCUGUAGCCUCAGUAGCUGUUGAUCCUAGUGGUCGUCUCCUGGCUACAGGACAAGAGGACUCUAGCUGUAUGUUGUACGAUAUUCGAGGAGGACGAAUGGUGCAGAGCUAUCAUCCUCAUUCCAGUGAUGUUCGUUCUGUUCGCUUCUCUCCAGGGGCACACUACUUGCUCACAGGAUCAUAUGAUAUGAAAAUAAAGGUGACAGACUUGCAAGGGGACCUCACAAAGCAGCUUCCUCUUAUGGUGGUAGGAGAGCACAAGGACAAAGUUAUUCAAUGCCGAUGGCAUACACAAGAUCUUUCCUUCUUGUCAUCUUCUGCAGACAGAACUGUAACCCUUUGGACCUACAACGGCUAGAGUGCAAACAAAGGCAACCUAUGCAGCUAAAGCACAGAGACCUGAGACUACAGAACUGUAAAAACAAAGUAAUAAUAAUUAGGCAUUGAGAGAGCAGCAGUUGAGCGGGAGAGUGUCUCAUCAAGAGGAGGGGCACUCAUCACAGAUUUUUCUGGUUUCUAGGAGGUCUUGGUGUUUUUAGUAUAUUCUUUUGCAGUGCUUUCAGUCUUCCAUGUGAACUCAUGCUGCUGUGACCUAUCGUAGUCUUGUUGCCAAAGUCUGAGGAGAACUCUUAUGUUGUCGAUGUGCACUCAGAGUAACAUGAAUGACGUGUUUACAGUUUGGUAUUAAUUGCAUUCCUUGGUCUUUGCCUCAAUGCGAAUUUUGUAUAGAAACUUAAGUUGAACAACACUUUAAUGAAGUCUGUAUGUAACUACUUCCACACACACAUAAAAGAUAAAUUAUUUCCACUGUUUUUUCAGAUUUACUAUAUUCAUCACUUUU
Pelecanus crispus (Dalmatian pelican) is the source of this 3246-nucleotide messenger RNA. NCBI's taxonomy places the organism in Eukaryota, Metazoa, Chordata, Aves, Pelecaniformes, Pelecanidae. The record is from RefSeq and is a predicted model, not a curated record.